AUUAUUUUCCUUUGGAACAAAGCAAGAUUCAUCAUAAAUCACAUAAAACUCUUCAAAUCCCAACAUGCUAACAAUGGAUUUCAGGCCAACUUUUCUAUAAAUUCCACCUCUAUCCCACCCCAUUUCUUCCCAAGAAAAUCUCUCUCUCUCUCUCUCUCUCUCUCUCUCUCUCUCUGCUGGUGAUCAUAUUGAAGAACUUUUGAAGUCCAUGUUACCGCGAAAAAUGGCAAAAGCUCCUGUAUUCUUGAUUGGGAUUCUAGUUUUGUAUUGCUGGGCAGCGUCAGUAAAUGCAGAAGAGUACAGGAUAUACAAAGAUCCGAAACAGCCAAUAAACAGGAGAAUCAACGACUUAAUGGACAGGAUGACCUUAGCUGAGAAGAUAGGCCAAAUGACACAAAUCGAACGAUCGGUGGCAUCAGCUGAGGUCAUGAAGAAGUAUUUCAUAGGCAGUGUGUUGAGUGGUGGAGGCAGCGUUCCGGCUCCACAGGCAUCGCCUGAGACGUGGAUCGACAUGGUGAAUGAUUUGCAGAAGGGCUCACUGUCAACCCGUCUUGGGAUACCGAUGAUAUAUGGGAUUGAUGCAGUUCAUGGCCACAACAAUGUCUACAAGGCCACGAUUUUUCCUCACAAUGUUGGUCUAGGCGCUACUAGAGACCCUCAGUUGGUGAAGAAAAUUGGAGCUGCAACUGCUCUUGAAGUCAGAGCUACAGGCAUCCCUUAUACUUUUGCACCUUGCAUUGCGGUGUGCAGAGAUCCAAGAUGGGGCCGGUGUUAUGAGAGCUACAGUGAAGAUCCGAAUGUUGUUAGAGCAAUGACCGAGAUUAUCCCUGGACUACAAGGAGACACACCGGCUAAUGGUCGAAAGGGCGUUCCCUACGUUGCUGGGCCACGAAAUGUUAUGGCUUGCGCCAAACACUACGUUGGUGACGGUGGAACGACCAAAGGAAUAAAUGAGAAUAACACAGUGGCAACCAGACAUGCAUUACUUAGCAUUCAUAUGCCAGCCUACUACGACUCAAUCAUCAAGGGCGUGUCAACGGUCAUGAUCUCCUACUCGAGCUGGAACGGGAUAAAAAUGCAUGCUAAUCGUGAUCUCAUCACUGGCUUUCUCAAGACAAUACAGCGUUUUAGAGGAUUUGUCAUCUCAGAUUGGCAGGGAAUUGACAGGAUUACGUCUCCUCCUCACGCCAACUAUACGUAUUCAAUCCUAGCAGGAGUCAACGCUGGAAUUGACAUGAUUAUGGUUCCAUACAACUAUACAGAGUUCAUUGAUGGUCUCACCUCCUUGGUGAAAAGUAACUUCAUUUCCAUGAGUCGCAUUGAUGAUGCUGUGAAGAGGAUUCUACGAGUCAAAUUCACAAUGGGUCUGUUUGAACACCCGUUGGCUGAUUAUAGCAUGACCAAGUACCUGGGAAGUCAGGAGCAUAGGGAACUGGCAAGAGAAGCGGUAAGAAAAUCACUUGUCCUGCUCAAGAACGGCAAAUCUGCAGACAAGCCAUUACUACCACUUCCUAAGAAGGCAUCAAAGAUUCUCGUUGCAGGAACUCAUGCCGACAACAUUGGUAACCAAUGCGGUGGCUGGACGAUUCAGUGGCAGGGACAGAGUGGCAACAUCACAGAUGGUACCACAAUCUUGACAGCAGUAAAGAAUACAGUAGACCCGAAAACAGAAGUUGUGUUCAGUGAGAAUCCGGAUUCUGGUUAUGUGAAAUCGAACAAGUUCUCAUAUGCAAUUGUUGUGGUCGGGGAGCCACCGUAUGCAGAAACAUUUGGAGACAACCUAAACUUGACGCUCCCUGAUCCGGGGCCUAGUAUUAUCACAAAUGUCUGUUCAUCAGUGAAAUGUGUAGUUGUUCUGAUCACGGGGCGUCCAGUCGUUAUCCAACCGUAUCUUAAACAAAUUGAUGCCCUUGUAGCUGCAUGGCUUCCAGGGACGGAAGGCCAAGGUGUUGCUGAUGUUUUAUAUGGCGAUUAUGGUUUCACCGGCAAGCUUUCACGUACAUGGUUCAAAAACGUUGAUCAACUUCCGAUGAACGUCGGGGAUCGACACUACGAUCCUCUAUUCCCAUUUGGAUAUGGACUUACUACAGAACCUGUGAAGGCCAACUAGAUAGAUAAUCAGCGUAUGCUCCGGGAAUGUGACGUUUUUUGUGCUUUAUGAGCCAUAUUGAAGAUUGUUGUCUUGAUUGCCAAUGCUCUGAACAACUUUAUCUCUGAUAAAUUCUAAUUUAAAUUGAA
This is a messenger RNA of Sesamum indicum (sesame), 2238 nucleotides long. RefSeq lists its product as uncharacterized. Gene Ontology annotation, biological process: glucan catabolic process. The record is from RefSeq and is a predicted model, not a curated record. NCBI's taxonomy places the organism in Eukaryota, Viridiplantae, Streptophyta, Magnoliopsida, Lamiales, Pedaliaceae. Gene Ontology annotation, molecular function: beta-glucosidase activity.